Molecule: messenger RNA, 1387 nt
Organism: Paramisgurnus dabryanus
Lineage: Eukaryota; Metazoa; Chordata; Actinopteri; Cypriniformes; Cobitidae
Product: endoplasmic reticulum-Golgi intermediate compartment protein 2
Biological process (GO): retrograde vesicle-mediated transport, Golgi to endoplasmic reticulum; endoplasmic reticulum to Golgi vesicle-mediated transport
Cellular component (GO): membrane; COPII-coated ER to Golgi transport vesicle; endoplasmic reticulum
Source: RefSeq, a predicted model, not a curated record
GAAACAUGUGCAGGUUUUUGUUUAGCUGGAAAAACCAGCUAUGCCACAAUGGGGCAGUGCUUGCAAAACAGCACUUUUGAACUGCAGCAAAUGGUGCCUACAUCGUCUUCAGUCCUUCAUUCAAAGAGGUGUAAGGUAUUCAGUGACAUCCCAAAACAAUGAAGCGUCUGAACAGAAAAGGGGCUGCCAACUUAGUAAAAGAACUAGACGCCUUCCCUAAAGUUCCAGACAGUUAUGUUGUAACAUCAGCUUUUGGAGGCACAGUGUCCUUGGUUGUUUUCACCCUUAUGGCCCUUCUGACCAUCUCUGAGUUUCUUCUGUACCGAGACACGUGGAUGAAAUAUGAAUAUGAAGUAGACACAGACUUUUCCAGCAAAUUGAAAAUAAAAAUUGACAUCACGGUUGCAAUGAAAUGCGAAAGGGUGGGCGCAGAUGUGUUGGAUAUUGCUGAUGAUGUGGUUGCAUCAAAGGAACUAAAAUAUGAACCCGUGAACUUUGAGCCUUCUGCACAACAAAAACUGUGGUAUCAGAUAUUACAGCAGAUUCAAGGCAGACUGAGGGAGGAGCAUUCUCUUCAAGAUGUGCUCUUUAGGUCUGCACUGAAAGGAUCCUUUUAUGACCCAUUGCCACGGAAUGAUUCUGCAUCUGUAUCCCAAAAUGCCUGCAGGAUACAUGGACUAAUCUAUGUUAAUAAAGUUGCAGGAAACUUACAUAUCACACUUGGAAAACCUGUGACUACUCUCAGAGGUCAUGCCCAUUUUGCACCUUUAAUAAGGAAAGAAGUUUAUAACUUCUCACAUCGAAUAGAUUAUUUGUCUUUCGGAAAUGACGUUCCUGGGCACAUCAAUCCUCUUGAUGGCACAGAGAAAAUUACAUUAGAAAACAAUCAGCUGUUUCAGUAUUUCAUCACAGUGGUGCCUACCAAGCUUCACACAUCAGAUAUCUCGGUGGAUAUGCAUCAGUUUUCUGUCACAGAAAGGGAGCGGGUUAUAAACAAUAUGGCAGGCAGUUAUGGUGUGUCUGGGAUCUUUUUUAAGUAUAAACUAAGUCCACUGAUGGUGAGGGUAAGUGAGGAACAUAUGCCUUUCUCUGUGUUCCUUGUGAGGUUGUGUGGCAUCAUUGGAGGAAUCUUCUCCACCUCAGACCUGCUCCACAGAUUGAUCGGGUAUUUUUUUGACAUCAUCAGCUGUCGCUUUAAACUUGGCACACAAUAUUUCAAGCCGGUCCUCGAUACUUAGGAAACCCUGAAAAGCAACAACCAAAACAGAUUACAUAGCGCUACACUUUUUUAUGAUUUUAAAUAAUUAAAAACAUGUAUUAAAAUGUAUACCUAGUUAAUGUUAAACAAUAAAUGUUUUUUUUAUUAACAGAGUUUUGUAGUUCAAUU